Messenger RNA from Venturia canescens, 3101 nucleotides. RefSeq names its product bromodomain-containing protein 4-like. Gene Ontology annotation, cellular component: nucleoplasm. The transcript is spliced from 9 exons. Gene Ontology annotation, biological process: RNA processing. The record is from RefSeq and is a predicted model, not a curated record. The coding region runs from base 167 to 2974 and encodes 935 amino acids. Lineage: Eukaryota; Metazoa; Arthropoda; Insecta; Hymenoptera; Ichneumonidae. Gene Ontology annotation, molecular function: RNA binding.
GGUUAGUAGACGACAGCGUAGAUAGACAGUUGUAAAACUAAUGCCAUUCCAUUGACUAACACAUCAAAUUGAAAUAAACGACAAGUAGUAGUGUGUACCGUAAUCCGCAGUCAGAGUCGUUGCUUAAUCGACUAAUGAAGAUAUAUUUAAUUUUUUUUCGAUAAACAUGGCGUAUCGCGGUGUGAAAGGUUCCGAUCCGUUUGUGUCGAAAACAUCGCGUAACGAGAGAUUCGCACAAAUGUCUAAGCAGGAACAAAUAAUACAACAGAAAAAGCUCGAGAUAGAAGCAAAAAUGCAAGAAUUGAAGGCCAAACAAGCCUCGGAAAGUAGCAAGAAAACAUCGGUUAGUUCAACCCCAUCUACAGCUGGGUCGUCAUCAUCGACAACGACAACGGCGACGACGUCGACGUCGCCUAAUUCCGCACCGACGAUUGUCAAAACUGCUAUCCCUACGAUUAAAAAAGAGGAGGAGAAGCCAAGUUUGUCGCAGACGGUUAAUUUGUUUGCCAACGACGGCAGCUUUCUGGAUCAAUUUAAAAAAAUAGCCAAUAACAAAGCAAGUGGUAGCAGCAAUGUUAGCGUCCCAAACUGUAACAACGAAGGAAGCAAUAAACAAGAUUCUCCAAUCUCCAAAGUCGACGAGUCUAAAGAAGAGAGAAAUAAUCACGAAAGUAAUCAGAGGGAAAGAAGGUGGAACAACGAGAAGGGUAAAGAUUGGGAAAACAGAAGGGAUCGUAGGAGAAGCGAAUCGCGAUGGGGUCGUAGUUCAGAUAGGCGUCACAGUUCGUCUUCGAGUCCUUCGCCCACGAGACGCAGAUCUUCGCCGAGCCCCGAAUCGAGACACAAUUAUCACCAAUCUCUGCCAAAUGGUCCAAGACCACAAUUCAAUCAGCAGCAGCCACAGCACUCACAACCCUCGGCAGCCUCACAGAACAUGAAUCAAACAGCAAAUAUACCGCCAUUGAUGUCUCAGCCGUUGUUGCAAAUGACAAAUGUACCACCGCCAAGCAUACGAAACAUAGGACCUGGAAUACCUCCGCCGAAUGUGCACAGAAUGCCUUUGCUAAAACCACCAGUAAACAAUUACACGAACAUAGAAAAUCAUCGCUCGAGUCCACGCAUGCCAAUACCACCGCCGCAUAUGAUAAGGCCUCCUCAUAUACAAAGUAUGCCCCCGAACACAACGAUCCCACCGCCUGGUAUGCAAAUACAACAGAAUGUACCAAUGCCAAAUAUUCAAGGACAUCCACGAGGAUCGUCAGGACCACCGGGACAACAAGCCCAACAUAUUGUUCCGCCAACUCCUCCGCCUCAGUGCAAUAUGCCACCACUAGCCAACUUGCAACCACCAAAUAUUUCUAUGCCGAAUGUUAGACCGGCAAAUAUAUUACCUCCGAUGUCUCAGAUGCCUCCAAACAUGCUACCCAUCCCAGGACCCCAAACAGUUGUUGCCACAGUCACAAAUGUCCCAAAUAUUCCACCGCCACCCCCUGUUAUACCACCAAUCAUCAUGACAGCGCCACCGCCAACAGUUCACACUGCUGCUUCUACCAUUAAUUCGGUACCACCACCCAAUCUCAACAUCCCACCACCGAACGUGCCACCGCCCAAUGUUCCACCAUCGGUUCUCAUACAGAAUCCACCACCGCCAACACGACUCAUCGCUACUACUUAUCCAAUACAAAAUCAAAUGACCAUCUCAGUUGGAAGGCCCAACGUACAAGUUCCACCACCGAUUCGACCUCCCUCAACCAGCCUACCCUCUUCCGACCAACCAGUUUGUCCUGUAGAAGCAGAGCAACUGGCCCGGAUCGUUGCAGAUUGUGGAGAUGCCAUUGAGCAAGAAGUGCGGGAGAAGAAUGCCCAAGAUCCUAAACUAUGGUUUCUGCACCAAAAGCAAAGUGCAGCGUAUCUGCAGUACAGGGGAUUGGUGGCGAAAUUUCGGGCUGAUAAAGCGGGCAAAGAGAACAAGAUUGGUAGCGGAGCCGAGCCUUACUGUCCAGAAGAAGCUCUCAGCGAUAAUGACGAUAUUGAUAAGAGCCAGAGACAAUCAUCUCAAAGCGAUCAUUACAAAGAGGACAGUAGAGAAGAACGAAAAAGAAAACGGCGAAGCCGUUGGAGCGAGCCUGAUGAUAAAGUUAAUGUUCCUGCAAUGAACAUUCGAACUGCGAACAGGCCUGAUUGCGGUCCUAUCUAUCAUCAACCUGGUAUAGCUAUGUCGGCUCAAAUUGGCCAAUCGGCUAGCACUGGCAUUCCGUCGCUAAAAAACCAAAGUGCCAGAGGAAAGAAUCCGAUGUUGAGUAAAAUAUCAAGAAACGAUCCUGCAUUGAUACAAUAUGCUCGUCAGACCUUUGGUACACUCGAUCUUAGCGAGGAACAAUGGAAAAAGGCAGAAGAUCAUUACAAAAUCAAUCUUUUGUAUCAAAACUUGCUAAAAAAACGGGAAGAAGUGAAACGUUUGGAGGCCCAAGGGAAACACAAAUACGAGUACGAUAGCGAUGAGGAAGUUGAAGGGGGGACUUGGGAACACAAAAUAAGAUCCGCUGAGAUGGAAGCGACGCAAAUGUGGGCUGAAGAAUUGACUGCUCAGGCGGAAGGCAAACACCAUAUUGGUGAUUUCCUGCCUCCUGAUGAGCUCAAGCGGUUCAUGGAACAGUAUAGUGCCCUUAAACAAGGCAAAGAACCCGAUCUCAGCGAUUACAAAGAGUUCAAACUAAAAGAGGACAACAUAGGCUUUCAAAUGUUACAAAAACUGGGCUGGAGCGAAGGUCAAGGGCUUGGAACUGAGGGAAGCGGUCGUGUUGAACCUGUCAAUAAAGCGACGAACAGGCUCGACAGUUCAGGCCUCGGUUCGGAACGACCGGACGGCAUAUCGCGAGACGAUGACGAGUUUGACGCGUAUAGAAAACGAAUGAUGCUUGCCUAUAGAUUUAGGCCGAAUCCCCUGAACAAUCCAAGGAGACCGUAUUACUAAUUUAACAUGGAUCAUGAUCACCAUGCUCGUGAUUGUACGGAUUAACAGAAUCAACUGAAAAUCUUCGUUUUCACAUUCAGCAAAAAAACAAAACAGCAUAAAUAAAGAAUGGUCGUUAUUUUAUAUA